AUGAGGAGAGGAGAGGACGCGGUAUUGGCUGGUGGUUUCUCGUACGUAGCGUACACGAUGGGAUGGAGGGAAGGUGGGAGACCCGAUGGAGACCACCUAGAAGAAGAAGACGAGGACGUGGAGGUGGUGGUUGGGUGCGAGGGGAAGGAAAAGAAAAUCCCAGGCCUGCCUCUUGCUCCUCGCGCUGCUCUUCCCUUCCCCCGCCCCCGCCAGUGCCGCCUCGCUGUCCCCGCUCGAGUUCCGCGCCGGUGCGGGGGCGCCGCGGUCGCGCUGGCACGGGCCUCUGACGGGGCCGUCAACUGGAGCCGCCCCGACGCCCCCGCGGUGGAGGAGGUGGUCUGGCCCGACGGGGUCGACUUCGUCGCCGGCGAUGGCGCCCUGGCGUUCGGCACCGGCGUCAGGGACAUGGACAUAGUAGGCCCGUUCGAGCUGGUGGUCUCCGAUGGCGCUGGCGGGGGCCUCGCAGAGCUCCAGCUGCCGUCGGUGUCCUGUCUCCGGCGUUCUUGAGCACCAUUGGGUCGAGGAAGGAGAAGCCAUCCUAUGGACUAGAACAGUUUGUGUGAGAUUUUAUUUUCUGGUGGGUUUAUUAGCUGGCUUGGAAAUGCUCCCUUGACAUUGUCCCAUUCAUCAACACAAAGAUUGUCAGCCUUUACCCAAUUGCAAGAUCUUCAGAAUAAAAAAGGGGAGACUGAGACCGGUAGAAAAGAGAUUCUUCAGUACACAAUAUAUGCAUCUGUUGAUUUUGCAAUUGUCCAGGUUAGAUUCUCUGAAAUAUUCAAGGAUCUCUUGGACAUUUUUUUGGGCAUUGUUGAUCCAUGAAUCAGCUGUUUUCGAAUUCGGAAACAGUUGAAUUCCUGGAAAACCAUUUCACCACACGUGUUCAGUUUGUUAUUUUGAGUCCAUGCCCCCUGCUUACACAGCGGCGAGGCCAACCAGGGCGUACAGGGGCGGAGUCAGCAACUUGGUAGUGCGUCCAUUUACGCGUGGCGGCCUGCGGAUUUGGGUGCAUGACAGCCGGCCAACAUGCUGUGUGGGCGUGAUGUUGUCGACAUGUUGUACAUGAGUGUUGGCUGCCAGAGGCGCGCAUGGCUGACCGAUAUGUGUGUGGUGCGUGAGGAUAGCUUUAUUCAUAUUCUUCCAAUUUCGAGAGAGGAAGAGAACUCAGUAGUACUGCCAAUUUUGGCACGCAAUGUUCGUUUUUCAGAUUCACCAUGAUUGGUAAUGUUGUUUAGUACUUUAACUUUGUCAUGGUUCAAUAAAUAGGCAGUUAAUUUU
This is a messenger RNA of Triticum dicoccoides, 1275 nucleotides long. RefSeq lists its product as uncharacterized. The transcript is spliced from 3 exons. Lineage: Eukaryota; Viridiplantae; Streptophyta; Magnoliopsida; Poales; Poaceae. The coding region runs from base 1 to 507 and encodes 168 amino acids. The record is from RefSeq and is a predicted model, not a curated record.